AUGUCGUCUGUGGUUGAAAUUGAGGCUAGUAAAAAUGAUGAUGUGAUUGAGGUAAAUGAAGAGCUCGAGAAUGCAACAAAGAAGGAAGCGGAGAUAACUCAGAAAGUUAUUCCAAUGCCUGGACCUCCACCUCCUUUCCCACAGAGGCUAGUGAAGAAGACUGAAGAAGGCAAAUACCACAGGUUUAUUAGUAUGUUGAAGCAACUCUUCAUCAUUGUGCCAUUGAUAGAAUAUUUGGAGCAAAUGCCUGGGUAUGCAAAGUUUAUGAAGGACUUAGUAACUAAAAAGUGGGCCGUGAGUUUUGAAGAUGAUGAUAAGUCACAACAUUGUAAUGUUAUUGCUACAAGGUCCCUUGUGCAAAAGAAGGAUGAUCCUGCUGCUUUCACUAUUCAUUGUACCAUUGGGUUGCUACAUUUUGUCAAGGCAUUGUGCGAUUCGGAUGCUAGUAUCAAUCUGAUUCCAUUGUCUAUUUACAAGAAGUUGGGAUUAGGGGAUCAAAAACCGACAGCGAUGCGAUAG
This is a messenger RNA of Solanum stenotomum, 519 nucleotides long. RefSeq lists its product as uncharacterized. The coding region runs from base 1 to 519 and encodes 172 amino acids. The transcript has a single exon. Lineage: Eukaryota; Viridiplantae; Streptophyta; Magnoliopsida; Solanales; Solanaceae. The record is from RefSeq and is a predicted model, not a curated record.